Molecule: messenger RNA, 429 nt
Organism: Zeugodacus cucurbitae (melon fly)
Lineage: Eukaryota; Metazoa; Arthropoda; Insecta; Diptera; Tephritidae
Product: serine/arginine-rich splicing factor 1-like
Exons: 2
Coding region: 105-317 (70 amino acids)
Source: RefSeq, a predicted model, not a curated record
UGCGUCAGCUGCUUUUGAUACGAAACUGAUGUUGCUGCACGAUACUGAGUAUAAAUAUCGGCCCUAACUCUUGUUUCAGACAUUGCAUCUUCAGUAUUUGCAUCAUGAAGUUCUUCGCUCUAUUUGCUUUUGUCCUGGCCUUAGUGGCGAUGGCUAUGGCCAUGCCUGAACCUCUGCCCGGUGGUGGCGGCGGCGGCGGUGGCGGUGGUGGUCUCACCCUUGAAGAACUCGGUGGAGGCGGUGGCGGCGGCGGUGGUGGUGGUCUCAACCUCGAACUCGGCGGAGGCGGUGGUGGUGGCGGCGGUGGUGGCAAGUAAAUUGCCCAACCAUUAACCAGUUUAACACAUUGUUAAUUGAAUUGACUGUUUGGCGGAAGGAUUUGGAACAAAUUAUUACAUUAAUAAAUAUAAUUUGACAAAAAAACACAAA